UAAUAUCUCUGUCUUUGUUGAGCAAAUGGACUGGUAUGACUUUUAUAAACUUUGAGCAGCAUGAGAAUGAAGGUUGAAGAAAAGCAUUCUCCUUUGGUGUGAGAAAAGAGAGAAUUAAGGAAAUGGCAGGUGGGUUCACAACAGGUUCUGCUGUGGGCAAGGAGAGAGCAGAACAGUAUAAGGGGAGAGUCACUGCUUAUGUCAUCAUCGCCUGUGUUGUUGCUGCCACAGGAGGGUCUCUCUUUGGAUAUGAUAUUGGGAUUUCAGGUGGGGUUACUUCCAUGGAUGAUUUUCUUGAAGAUUUCUUCCCCUCAGUGUACAGAAGCAAAAUGCAUGCACAUGAAAACAAUUACUGCAAGUAUGACAAUCAGGGCCUUGCAGCAUUCACCUCAUCUCUUUACAUUGCUGGUUUAAUUGCAUCCCUGGUGGCUUCUCCCAUUACAAGGAAGUACGGACGUCGAGCGAGUAUCAUUGGUGGUGGUAUCAGCUUCCUAAUUGGAUCUGCUCUGAACGCUUCAGCUGUUAACCUGGAAAUGCUGAUCUUCGGCCGGGUCAUGCUUGGUAUUGGCAUUGGAUUUGGGAACCAGGCUGUUCCUCUUUAUUUGUCAGAGAUGGCACCAACCCAUCUUCGAGGAGGCGUGAACAUGAUGUUUCAAGUGGCAACCACUUUUGGGAUUUUCACAGCCAACAUGGUCAACUAUGGAACACAGAAGAUUAGACCUUGGGGGUGGAGGCUAUCCCUAGGCUUGGCUGCAAUACCAGCUCUUUUGAUGACUGUAGGAGGGUUAUUUCUUCCUGAAACUCCCAAUAGCUUAAUUGAAAGAGGAUCAAAAGAAACAGGAAGGAAGCUCCUAGAAAAAAUCAGAGGGACUGAAGAGGUUGAUGCAGAGUUUCAAGACAUGGUUGAUGCAAGUGAGUUGGCAAACUCUAUAAAGCACCCGUUUCGUAACAUCCUUGAAAGAAGGUACAGGGCGGAGUUGGUGAUGGCAAUCUUCAUGCCUACCUUCCAGAUCUUGACUGGCAUAAACUCCAUUCUGUUCUAUGCUCCAGUGCUGUUUCAAACCAUGGGAUUCGGAAGGGAUGCUUCUCUAUACUCUUCAGCUGUGACAGGAGGGGUUCUUGCUUCUUCCACAUUCAUUUCCAUUGCAACAGUUGACAAGUUGGGCAGGAGAGCUCUUCUCAUCAGCGGUGGAAUACAAAUGAUCACAUGUCAGGUUAUAGUUGCCAUCAUUUUGGGGAUCAAGUUUGGAGACACCCAAGAAUUGUCCAAAAGCUUUUCUAUAUUGGUUGUGGUUUUUAUUUGCCUAUUUGUUCUAGCUUUUGGAUGGUCAUGGGGGCCACUUGGGUGGACAGUUCCUAGUGAGAUAUUUCCAUUAGAAAUCAGGUCAGCAGGGCAAAGCAUCACAGUUGCUGUGAACCUUCUGUUCACUUUCAUAAUUGCCCAGUCUUUCCUUGCUCUUCUCUGCUCAUUCAAGUUUGGGAUCUUUCUCUUUUUUGCUGGCUGGAUUACAAUCAUGACCAUAUUUGUUUCUCUUUUCCUACCUGAAACAAAGGGGAUUCCCAUUGAAGAGAUGUCAUUUAUGUGGAGGAAGCACUGGUUCUGGAAAAUGAUACUGCCUGAAACCGAUGGUGGUAGGGUAUAAGUGCCAAGGAAUCCGGUAAUGCAAUUUGGUUACCACAGAUCCAAGGUACUGAAUUACUGCACUGAAGAAUUUGAUCACAAUUUGCUCAUGGAGCAUUUAGGAACUGAAAUUAUGCAAAACUGUAAUUCAUAAAACGAGCUUAGUGUAAAAAGUGAGCAUGUAUGAUGAGAUUAUUGAAUAAAUAGUUGUAAUUUUGUAACAUUCAAGAUUAGAUCAAAAUAGUUUGUAGAGACAAUAUUUUCUAUUUUGUUUUGUUUGGUGCAGAAGCUGUUCAAUAAUAGUAAUGCUGGUACUGAAUUACUAGUCUCUCUAAUGCCAAACAGCUGCUUUGCCAUGGA
Lotus japonicus is the source of this 1981-nucleotide messenger RNA. RefSeq names its product sugar transport protein 7-like. The record is from RefSeq and is a predicted model, not a curated record. Gene Ontology annotation, cellular component: membrane. Gene Ontology annotation, molecular function: monosaccharide transmembrane transporter activity. Bases 123 to 1643 code for a protein of 506 amino acids. The transcript is spliced from 4 exons. NCBI's taxonomy places the organism in Eukaryota, Viridiplantae, Streptophyta, Magnoliopsida, Fabales, Fabaceae. Gene Ontology annotation, biological process: monosaccharide transmembrane transport.